This is a messenger RNA of Dermacentor silvarum, 2554 nucleotides long. RefSeq names its product sodium-dependent proline transporter. Gene Ontology annotation, biological process: sodium ion transmembrane transport. The coding region runs from base 151 to 2331 and encodes 726 amino acids. The transcript is spliced from 14 exons. The record is from RefSeq and is a predicted model, not a curated record. Gene Ontology annotation, cellular component: membrane. Gene Ontology annotation, molecular function: glycine transmembrane transporter activity. NCBI's taxonomy places the organism in Eukaryota, Metazoa, Arthropoda, Arachnida, Ixodida, Ixodidae.
GCGGUUCGCGGAGUCGAGCUCCGCGAGACAGAAGAAGCAUUCGACUGCGGCUGAGGCAGAGCGUACGAGCAGCGGCUGCGGGGCCCCGGGGUCUCCGGUCAAGGCGGAGGUCAAGGCACGGUACGUCAAGACCGGGGCCCGGAGAACGUCAUGGCGGAGCCGGCGGAGCCAGUGGCACCAGCGGAGCCGGCGGCGGCAGCAGCGGAGCCGGCGGUGACAGUUAAGCCAGCGGCACCAGCGGCGCCAACGGCGCCAGCGGAACCAGCGGAGGCGGCGCCGGUUGCGUCAUUGCCCGACGAUGGCGAGAUGCCGGAACGCCAGAAGUGGGCCAACAAGGUGGAGUUCAUCCUGUCCUGCAUCGGCAUGUCCGUGGGCCUGGGCAACAUCUGGCGGUUCCCGUACAUGGCCUACGCCAAUGGGGGAGCCGCCUUCCUGAUUCCUUACACCAUCCUGAUGAUCACCGUCGGCAAGCCCAUGUACUACCUCGAGCUCGUGCUGGGACAGUUUCAGAGCCUGGGACAGACGCACGCCUUCAACUGCUUCCCGCUCUCUAAAGGCGUGGGCGUAUGCAUGACGUACGCGUGCUUCUUCAUCUGCCUGUACUUCAACGUGCUGCUCGCGUACGCCCUAGUGUACAUGGUGCACUCGUUCAAGUCACCGCUUCCCUGGAGCAAGUGCGAACCCGAAUGGGCUGACAACAACUGCUUUGUCCGGGACACCGACAUCAGCUGCCGAGCCAUAGAGCAUGACCUCUACAGAGUCUUCGGCACUAUGAAUGAGAAGACAAACACCUCGAUCAUAUUGUACCACAAAGGCAUCGAGUUCUACGUGCCCAACGCGGUCUACUUGAACCUGACGCAGGGCUGCACCAAUGCCACGCAGACAGCGGCCGAGCAGUUUUUUUACAACAGCGUGCUGAACAUCAGCGGCGGCAUUGGCGAGCCAGGCAAGAUAAAGCUUGACCUCACUGUCAGCCUGUUCAUCGCCUGGGUCUUCGUCUGUAUAGCCUUGCUCAAAGGAAUCAAGACAUCGGGAAAGAUAGUAUACUUCACCGCCCCCGCCCCGUACUUCAUUCUAAGCGUGCUCCUGAUCCGAGGUCUCACCCUUCCCGGAGCUGGCACGGGGAUCGCCUAUCUGUUCAUCCCAGACUGGGAGAAGAUAUUAUCCGGCUUCGUAUGGCAGCAAGCUUGCCAGCAGAUUUUCUACUCGCUUGGUGCCUCUAUGGGUACCAUCAUAUGCCUGGGCAGCUUCAACGACUUCCGCAACGACCUCCGCCGAGACAUCAUGAUCAUCACGAUGGCCGACUUCUUCACGAGCAUCUCGGGCGCCCUGGUUGUGUUUGCCGUGCUGGGAAACAUGGCCCACAACCUGGAUCUGCCUGUAUCCAGCGUCGCCGAGAAAGGACACGGCCUGGCCUUCGUGGCGUACCCCGAAGCAGCCAGUCUGAUCCCGGGCUCCAACCUGUGGGCCUUCGCCUUCUUCCUCAUGCUACUCCUGCUCGCAGUCGACAGUCAGUUCGCCAUGUUCGAGUCGUUCUUGGUGCCCCUCAAGGACGAGUUCAAAUUUCUCCGGAAGUACCCGGCCACGAUGUCCAUCGUGACUUCAGGCAUCAGCUUCGUUCUGGGCAUAUCCAUGACGACGCAGGGUGGCUUGUACGUCCUCAACCUAAUCGACACGUACAUCGGUGGCAUGAUCCUGCCCAUAAUCGCAAUCAUGGAGCUGUACACCGUGUGCUGGUUCUACGGCCCACGCAGAAUCUCCCUCGACGUUGAGUACAUGCUGGGCUCGCCUCCUGGUUUCUUCGUGAAAUUGUGCUGGGUGGCUAUUUGCCCGAUUGCGCUGACGAUCAUCGUGGCUCGCUCAAUCAUGACGCAUGGCCGCACUACGGACAGGGGCAUCCUCUACCCCCUGUGGGCCGACAUCGUCGGUCUCCUCUUCGUGGUCAUUGGUCUGGCGCAAGUUCCCAUUUUCGCCUACAUCUACGCCAGGAAGAUGAACUUCGACUGGGUGAAGUGUCUGAAGCCAGCCCGCGACUGGGGUCCCCAAGACCCGGACCUGUACGUGAACUACAUCCGUUUCGUUCGAAGGACGAGGCAUCGACAGGAGCGUCUCCGAGGCACACGUCGCCCGCGUCGAAGCCGAGGAAGAUGUCCCGAUAGCCUCCACUCAGGUCCUGGUCAGCCCGACGGUCGCUUCGCCCAGGGCGGGUUCCUGCGAGUCCCUGCCGUUCUCGACCAGAAACCGGUCGGAACCGCUACUGCCGCCAUCGGUCUUCCGGAACGUGUUCAUCAUGGGCAUGCCUUCGAGGGCCGAGGUUCCGACCGAGGAUGAGGUCAGUGUGGUCACCGCCAUGGGUACGCCCAAGACUGACCCCACAAAGAAAGAGAAAGAGAACCCCAAGGCGUAGAAAGUGGACACGUGACCCUUCGUGUCAAAGGACGCCGUCAGUUCGACGUGAGCGUUGUCGCUCGCGGCCACGUCGGCGCGGACUCAAAGCGGGACUUGAAAGUCGAUUAAUAAAAACUCCGCGAGGCUCAGCGAGCCCCCGGCUCCG